AUUGGGAAGAUACAAUCACUACGCUUUCCCUAAUUCGCUACUUUCCGAUGUCCGAUUAGUUAUUUUGUCACCCUGUUUCCCUCCUUUUUUCAACUUUCUAUCUGAUUUUCUCGACAUCCAAAGACAUCCCUUAGUUUACGACUCUUCUUUUUUGCCUUCCCAUUUUUGUUACUACUAUUAGAAGUGGGGGAAACCUUUUCUUUCCUUUUUCUCUGUUAACAUUCUUGAUAAGAGCUGAUCAGGUAAUUUCAAUAACGGUACUGUACAUCAGUCUGAAUUUAGGGUUUAUUACAACCGAUAGGACAGAUCCAGUUGCAGCAUCUGUUUGGCUAGCGAGAUAUUCGAGGAAAAAUGAAGGAAAUUGGAAAUUGGAAAAUGAGAUUGAGAUUGAAUAUAACAUGGUAGAGUAGGGAAGGCAAUGUGAGUUGUUUGAGCUUGCACUACAGUUACUGAUUUCUGCGACGAGGAUAAGCUUAUCGGGUCUCUUAGUGUGCACAAGAUGGGUAAAUGCAAGGGUUGUGGGAAAUUAGGUAGGAUGAUGCCAAGGGAUGGACCUGUGAAUGCUUACCAUUCUGUUCUUUUGUGUUCCCCUGUUGUUUCUGUUUGGGAUUGCAUUGUCCGUAAGAUGAGAUAUUUGUACAGGCCUGAGUGGGUGUAGUCUUGGUGUUGUAUUAGUUAAAAGAAUUAAUUACUAGGGUUAAGUAGCAUAAAGAAAAAUAAAGUAAAAGAGGAAAAAAUAUAGAUUUACAGGGAAAUGUAUACUAUUUAGAGGAGCUGUUUCAAAGAAAGAUAAAAACAAGCUAAUAAAACUCUAGGUCUAAAGCUUUUCAGUUUUCAUGGAUAACAAGGCAUGCAAUAAAGUGCAACCAGUAGGGAGAAAAGGGAAAAAGAAGCAAGUGAAGGAUGAAUUGGAUCGAAUUAAACAAGCUGAGAAGAAAAAGAGGCGGUUGGAGAAAGCCCUUGCUACUUCUGCUGCUAUCCGUUCGGAACUAGAACAAAAGAAGCAGAAAAAGAAAGAAGAGCAGCAGAGGCUUGAUGAGGAAGGCGCUGCAAUGGCCGAGGCUGUUGCUUUACAUGUCCUAGUUGGCGAAGACUCUGAUGAUUCGUAUACGGUCAUGCUAAACAAAGAAGAGGGGUUUAACCCUUGGGAUUAUGCCAACAAUCUCAAUCUAUUUAUGGAUGGAGGUAGAGGUAGAGGUUGCUUUCUUCAGCAAGGUCAAGCAAACUGGGGAGGGCAGGUCUCUGAUUCAUAUAAAGAUGGAUGGGAGUGGGCGAUGUUGGAAAACAGUAAUUGGUCCUUACCAUAUGGAGCUUAUGGAGGUGAUCUUCAAGCAUCGUAUUCAUACUUAGAGGAUGGAAGCUGGGGCAAUACAGGAGCUUCAGCUGAUCUUAUUGCAGCACAGGCCGUUUCAGCACUCCAGAUUACUGAGGAUGCAGCAGUAGACACAAUUGUCCUCAACGGUAUGUUGGGAGGGUAAACGAGCGUAUAAUUGUUAUGCUGCUUCAAGUAUUUGCUCAUAUAUGUGUAUCAUUUGACUGUUAGUUGAAUUUGGUUGUUUCUUCAUCAGUUUUAAAUGCUGCACUUGUAAUCCAUAUUCAUUAGUGCAUGGUUACGACUUCAUGCAGCAUCAUUUUAUUGUGGUUAUCGAACAGGUCAGCUAUCAGUUUUGAUUCACAAAUUCUAAGAAAUUGAAUAAAUCUUAACAAAUUUGGAUAAUUUUUAAUGAAA
Molecule: messenger RNA, 1729 nt
Organism: Gossypium arboreum
Lineage: Eukaryota; Viridiplantae; Streptophyta; Magnoliopsida; Malvales; Malvaceae
Exons: 3
Coding region: 837-1478 (213 amino acids)
Source: RefSeq, a predicted model, not a curated record